AGUUGUUGGAUAAACGAGCGGCCGAAUGGUUGUAUAAACGAAUGCGCAAACGAACGAUCGGUUAAAAUAAAAGAAGAGAAAAUGAAAGUGCUAAAAGACAUCAUAAUAGCGAUAAUUAAAAAGACAUUAAUAUAACUUGCAAGUUAUGUUUAGUUGAAAAUUUUGAAGAAUAAAUACAUAUGCACGUACAUACACUGCGCAUGUAGCUUUUUUAAGUGGUUAUAAUUACGUUAAUUUUUGCUACAAUUUAUGCACAAUCAUACACGCACGCGCACGCGCACAUCUACGCUACGCACAGGCGCCUUAUUAGCUUGCGCCCCAACCAUACCAAAUCCCAGUUACUAGCCCACAAUUAUACAUAAAUACAAUUUUAUAUAAAUAACAUAAACAUAAACAAUAAAAAAAAAGACAAUGAUAAAAUUGAAAUCGUUGUUCCGCAGAGGGCAAGGACCCUCGGGUUCGUCCAAGCACUCCGCCUCAUCCUCCAGCAGUCGCAACAAAUCUCAGUCCACCACAUCGCUAAAUACUGUCGGCAGCAGCACUAAUCAGGAAUCCACAGCCGUCACCCCUACCACAGCCACUUUUUAUCCGCCCAUCGAUCCAGCCACCGAGCGUGGCGUCGAUAUAGGUGACGGUGAUUUGAAUAUAAUUCCAUCGUUAGCAGCGCGUACACGCAGUCGUACGCCGGAGGCUGUGCGCAGCACCAACAACAACACCACCGCUAACAACGCAUCAAACCUCAGCGCCAAUACAUUACCACACAAGAAGGCAAAAGUAGCGGGCGGCGGUAAGAAAGGACAAAAGCAGCCAAAACCAUUGCCCGUGGUUGUCGUCGCUGCACAGCAACAGCAGCAGCAGCAGCAACAACCAACGCAACCGUUACAUCCACCGCCCGCAACACGCACCGAAGUCGGUGUAGCUGCCGCACCUAUUGGCAAUGUAAUGACGACAAUAGCCACCUUGCCGGGAAGUCACAAUUCCGCGGUUAUUACGACGGCGACAGCAGCCGCGGUGUCGGCAACAAAUAACAACUACAGCGUCAGCGGUGGUGGCGAAUCGAGACUGCCAACAUCGGUUGAAGCAGGCAUUGACUUGUAUAAGCUGAAUGCGGCCAAUUAUCAGCAAUUUAUUAAUAACGAGCAACUAUUGCAGCAACAGCAACAACAGCAUCAACAACAUUUGUUAGAGGCUAAAACCAAAAUGCAGGAUCUGCAAGCGCAGCUGGAACAAUUGGGCCACGAAAAAUCAUUAUUAGAAACGCGUAUUGCCGAGUUGAUGCCUUAUCAGGCGGAAGUAGGCAAAUUGAAAUCCGAAUUGCUGAAGAUGCAGACUCAACAUGAGAAAAGUCAAUUGGAGGUGGCAAACCUCAAGUACGAGAAUGAAUCGUUGCGCAAUCGCUUGCGUGAUGUCGUCAACUCGCCGCUAUCCGACGCGGAGAAACACCAAAUUAUACAAGACUCACAGCGUUUACACAGUUCGGCGCCGGCAUCCAUUGCGUUGCCAAGUACAACGGAUAACGAUGUGGGCGGCGGCACGCCUUGCCUCACGCCCGACUGGGACAAACAUUCGUCGUCGAGUGAGAUUUCCGUCGCUUGCCUACAGGAUAAAAUCAUACAAAUGGAAGAGACGCAUUACUCCACCAAUGAAGAGCUGCAGGCCACGCUGCAGGAGUUAGCCGAUUUGCAGGCGCAAUUGAGUGACGCCCAGGCGGAGAAUGAACGUCUAACCGAAGAGAAAGAUGUACUCUUUCAGACACUCUGCCGACAAACUGAGAAACUGAAUGAUUCACGUACACAAAUCAAUACACUACGCACGGAAAUCAGCUCAUCCGAACGUGAACGUAAGCUACUCGAUUUGAUUAAAAGCUCGCAAGACGAACGCGAAACGAUACUUGUCAAACAGGAGGAGCUUAAUGCUGAACUGCAGGAGUUGCGCCAGCAAUUAGAUGCCGCACUGGCGGAAUGUACGCGUACGCGUGAACGCAAUGCACUACUCGACUCUACGGUGGAUGCAGCGAAUGCCGAACGCAAGCAAAUGGACGCACAGCUUGCACAAGCCAAGGAAGAGAUCUCACAGCGUAGCAUCGAGAUGAGUCGCUUGAGUACGUUGCUCGAGAAUGCACGCUCAAAAAUCGAAGAGCUCGAACAGGAUUUGGCGCGUGGUGAGAAAACGGAUCUGAGCGAUUUAUUGGAUGCGGCCCGCAAAGAGAAAGAUGCGCUGGAGGGGCGUGUGGCUGAGUUGCAGGAUCAAUAUUCGCGUGCACAAGCGGAAAUUAGGCGGCUCAAAGAGCAGUUAUCUGGCAUGACAGAGGAAUGCAAGGUGGCCAAGAAUAAUGCCAAGUGCGCUGUCUCGCAUCUGGAGUAUCGACUGGAGCAGCUGAAGCAGGAGAAGGACAAAUUGUGUGGUGAACAUCAGCAACUGGUCGAGAGCACCAACGAAUUGCAGGUGCAAUGUAAAUGUCACUUGGAGGACAAACAACAACUACAAAACUUGCUCAGCGAAACGCAAAAACAUUUGUGCGAUGUCGAGUGCAAGCUGAAUGCAACCGAAAAGCAGCUGGAGGAGGAGGUGAAACUACGCAAACAGGAGGCGGAGGAGUGGCAGCAAUUCCAAUCCGAUCUACUAAUGACGGUACGCGUUGCCAAUGAUUUUAAGACUGAAGCGUUGAGUGCGCGCGAACAGCUGGUGCUCGAUAAUAAAACGCAAAAGGAGAAGAUACGUCUGCUGGAGCAGCAAAUCGAGAAGUUGACCAAACAACAAAUGCAACAAAACGAAACACAGCAAUCGGUGUUGAGCACAGUCCAGCAGGAGAUGGCUUCGCGGCGCAGUAAAAUCGGCAGUGGACUGAAUCGGCAGGAUUCGCGUUUGUCGGUGAAAACGCUAAUCGAAAGUAUUGAAAAUAAUAAGCCCAAAGUUGAGGAGACCGAGUCGCAUUACAGUUCCACGUCUAGCCUAAACAGUGCUACGCCGGAAAUAAGCAGCAACAAUAUGCUACCGCCGCUUGGCAAUGCUGUGGCAGCGGGCGCGGAGUGGAGUGAGAAUGUGCGCCUACAACAAAACACAACAACGGCUGCUACAGCACCAACAACAACAACAGCAGCAGCAGCAGCAGCAUCAAAUAAUCAUAGCAUACCAACGGUAGCAAGCAAAACGCCGCUGCGUGAACAACAAUUGCACCAACAGCAAGCGGCAUCAGCACCCGUAGGAACAAUAGCGACGGCGACAUCGUCAACAACAACAACACCAACAUCAGCCUUAGUUAACAGUAAUUUGCACCAUUUUGGUGGACUGAAUAGCGUUACGGGCAAAUCGCUUAUAAGUGGCGAACGUAAGGAUCCUUUGAAUAUGUUGGCGAAAAAUGGUGGCUCUAAACGAAAUGCACUCCUCAAAUGGUGUCAAAAUAAAACCGUUGGCUAUCGCAAUAUUGAUAUCACCAACUUCAGUUCAUCAUGGAAUGAUGGCUUGGCAUUUUGUGCGAUUUUGCAUUCCUAUUUGCCGGAUCGCAUACCCUACGAUACGCUGAAUCCGACCAAUAAGCGUCGGAACUUCUCGUUGGCCUUUGCAGCGGCCGAAUCUGUGGGCAUACAAACGACAUUGAAUAUCAACGAUAUGUGUCAGAUUGAGCGACCCGACUGGAUGCAAGUGAUGUCCUAUGUAACGGCUAUUUACAAACAUUUCGAGACGUAGGCAGCAAAAGAGCAAGCACACAAACGCAAAAAAAACACACACACAAACACACACAGACGUAUAUACAUACAUACAUACAUGGAGUAGUUGGCAAAUAUUGCAUUGGCGAAUUAGCGAUUAUUUCGAUGUAGUUUGCCAUAUAUACGGCGUGGUUUGUGUGUAUGUGUGUGUUUACAUGCCGUAUGCACACCUUAGUCCCAGAAAUUGCUGCGUUUGUCGGAGCAUGGUGAAAUAUUAAAGACUUAAUCUGCAGUAUAAAAAAAAUACAUACAUAUAUUAUUUAGUGGCAAUGGCAUAACAUACUAUAUAGUACAUACAUACAUACUCUAACAUAUUAUCAUACUCUUGUUCCAUAGUUUUAUUUAAUUUUCUUUUAAUUUGUAACUUGUAUUACUGCUUAUAUUAUUGUAAUUAAUUUACACACACAUACAUACACAC
This is a messenger RNA of Ceratitis capitata (Mediterranean fruit fly), 4125 nucleotides long. Its product is annotated as cytospin-A. The record is from RefSeq and is a predicted model, not a curated record. Gene Ontology annotation, biological process: actin cytoskeleton organization. The coding region runs from base 412 to 3687 and encodes 1091 amino acids. NCBI's taxonomy places the organism in Eukaryota, Metazoa, Arthropoda, Insecta, Diptera, Tephritidae. Gene Ontology annotation, molecular function: protein binding. The transcript has 11 exons. Gene Ontology annotation, cellular component: filamentous actin; microtubule organizing center.